This is a messenger RNA of Branchiostoma floridae (Florida lancelet), 980 nucleotides long. Its product is annotated as histone H2A.V. The transcript is spliced from 5 exons. The record is from RefSeq and is a predicted model, not a curated record. Gene Ontology annotation, molecular function: protein heterodimerization activity; DNA binding; structural constituent of chromatin. Lineage: Eukaryota; Metazoa; Chordata; Leptocardii; Amphioxiformes; Branchiostomatidae. Gene Ontology annotation, cellular component: nucleosome. Bases 153 to 539 code for a protein of 128 amino acids.
CCUAAUUUGUGAUUGGCCAAUUCAAAACGUACACGCGCGUUGAUUGGUCCAGCUGGUAGCGUCAUCGCCCAAGCUUAUAAAUACCCCAGCAUGCAUUUGGCGGGCCAUCAGUGGCGUUGCUUUGUUGUGCAGAGAAGACAGUACAAAUCAAGAUGGCUGGAGGCAAGGCAGGAAAGGACUCUGGAAAGGCAAAGGCGAAGGCGAUCUCCCGCUCAGCAAGGGCAGGACUACAGUUCCCGGUCGGCCGUAUCCACAGGCAUCUGAAGAACCGUACGACCAGCCAUGGCCGUGUGGGCGCCACAGCCGCCGUCUACAGCGCAGCUAUCCUCGAAUAUCUGACCGCUGAGGUGCUAGAGUUGGCGGGAAAUGCCAGUAAGGAUCUGAAGGUGAAGCGUAUCACGCCUCGUCACUUGCAACUGGCCAUCCGUGGGGACGAGGAGUUGGACUCCCUGAUCAAGGCUACCAUUGCUGGUGGUGGUGUGAUCCCCCACAUCCACAAGAGUCUGAUCGGGAAGAAGGGAUCUCAGAAGGCCACAUAAGCUGUACCAUUCCACGUCUACGAUGUCCUUUAUGAUUCCAAGCUUCUACGCUUUUCUUGUAUCUAGCCGAUAGUCGCCAUUUCCGCCUCCUGUCAUCGUCUUGAUAUGCUGUAUAGUAGUAGCAUCGUUUUAGACCCAAAAGAAAAAGGAAAAAAAAUCAAAAGCAAUUGAUAGAUGAAGUAGUCGCUAAGCUGUGUGUAGCCUGUCAUCACAAGCCUGUAUAUCUGGCAGCAUAGUGCGAGGGACUCUAGUCUCGUACAUAACAGUAAGGUAUCCUAAUUUUUCCAGUGACCAUUGUAGUAGUAUGUACUCGUGUGUGUUUGCUUGCUUUUAUUGUUGGUUUGCUUUCGAAUUUUGUAUUCCAGUAGUGGUGGUAGGAUCCCCGUCAUGUGACCAUGGAACACACACACCAUACAAUAAAAUGGAGUUACUUUUAUACAU